AUGGAGCAAGAAUCACUCAACGAUGUUGUAAAAUAUGCAAAUCAAAACUUUCCCACCACCAUCAAUGCCGCAGGUAUACAACUUACUCGUAAAUUACUAGCCAUCGAUACAGAAGAAUACCCAGUGGAAACCGACCAAUGUAUCUCAUACGUGCACUCUCCGCGCGAAGCUGAAAAACUACUAUGGCAACUUCUCGAGAUACUAGACGAGAAUCUGGGCCAGAAAUACGCAGGUUCGAGCCGCGCCCUCUACCACAAUACGCGCCCUUGGCGCGUAAACAAAUGGCGCGAAAUGCUGACUCCGGGACUGGUAUACGUGAUAUACAGCACCGCCGCCACCACCACCGCCACGCAGAGACGAAAUGCUCCAUUCUCCCCUCUUCUAUUCCUCUCGUUUAUGCUCACCGAAGAAGACGGCCUCGUCGCUGACGAUCCGACCGAGGUAUGGACCGUACUGUACCUAUACGAGCUGCAACUACUGCCCCGCGUGCGGCGCCUGGGCUUGGCCGCACGGCUUCUGGGCGACCACCUGGCCCAGUGCGGUCGCCAGCUAUGCACGCGGAGCCGAGCCGGCCGCUUCUCAAAAACGCGCUUCUUCGGUCUCGAGCUCACGGUGUUCGCCGACAAUGCCCCGGCGAUUCGUCUGUAUGAGAGUCUGGGAAUGCAGCUGGCCGCGGACUCGCCCACCGUCUUGGACACUGAUUCACUGUACCGGUUAUACGUACUGCAAUUGUGA
This is a messenger RNA of Torulaspora delbrueckii, 735 nucleotides long. It is a transcript of the gene NAT4, whose product is annotated as N-terminal L-serine N(alpha)-acetyltransferase NatD. The transcript has a single exon. Bases 1 to 735 code for a protein of 244 amino acids. Lineage: Eukaryota; Fungi; Ascomycota; Saccharomycetes; Saccharomycetales; Saccharomycetaceae. Gene Ontology annotation, molecular function: histone H4 acetyltransferase activity; protein N-terminal-serine acetyltransferase activity; histone H2A acetyltransferase activity. Gene Ontology annotation, cellular component: nucleus. The record is from RefSeq and is a predicted model, not a curated record.